Molecule: messenger RNA, 1446 nt
Organism: Penicillium hordei
Lineage: Eukaryota; Fungi; Ascomycota; Eurotiomycetes; Eurotiales; Aspergillaceae
Product: FAD-binding oxidoreductase
Exons: 2
Coding region: 1-1446 (481 amino acids)
Molecular function (GO): FAD binding; oxidoreductase activity
Source: RefSeq, a predicted model, not a curated record
AUGGGAAACACAUCCAGCAUCGCCGGCCGUGAGUGCUUCAUGGCUGCCGUGGGAGGAAACCCUACUAUGGCGACCUUUCGGGGAGAUCUUUCAUAUGAAUUCCGGACCUUGCCAUCCUAUAACCUGGCCAUUCCUGUCCAUCCCGCGGUAAUCACCUAUCCGAAUACUACGAGCCAGGUUGCUGAAAUUGUGCGUUGUGCCGUUGAAAGAAACUACCGGGUGCAAGCUUACAGUGGAGGUCACAGCUAUGGCAACUAUGGUCUGGGAGGAGCCGAUGGUCACGUUGUCGUCGACCUAAAAGGUUUCCAGAACUUCUCCAUGGAUCCGCACACCCAUAUCGCUACAAUUGGGGCCGGUACAAACCUGGGUGAUCUCCAAGACCGCCUUCUGAACGCAGGUGGUAGAGCGAUGUCACAUGGAUCUUGUCCACAAGUCGGAGUUGGUGGUCAUUUCACCAUUGGUGGUCUCGGUCUCAUGUCACGACAAUGGGGAACUGCGUUGGAUCAUGUGCUGGAGGCUGAAGUAGUCCUGGCCAAUUCCAGCAUUGUGACAGCGUCGGAUACCCAGAACCAGGACAUUUUCUGGGCUAUCAAGGGUGCGGCCGCCAGCUUUGGUAUCGUCACUGAGUUCAAAGUCCGCACGCAGGAAAUUCCCAAGGGCGCUGUGCAAUAUACGUAUACUUUCAGUCAAGGAGAUGUACUUGACAAAGUUAAACUCUUCCAAGCUUGGCAGUCCAUUAUUGCAAAGCCUAAUAUUACGCGGGAUUAUUCCACCGAGCUCACAAUCUUCCAGGAGGGUAUUAUGAUCACGGGCAGCUUCUUCGGAACCAGAGAGGAGUUUGAAGAAUUUGAGCAGGAAAACAGCCUCCCAAUCCACAACAAGGGCAAUGUGGCAUACAUCACGAACUGGCUAGCCUUACUAGCCCACGCGGCUGAGAAUUACCUGGUCUCAAUCGGUGGAGCUUUGCUCACUUCGUUCUACUCCAAGUCUUUGUCAUUCACAGUCGACGAAUUAUUCACUGAGCAGGGGCUAGUCGCCUUAUUCACGUACCUCGACACGGCGCCGAAAGGCAGUGAGAACUGGUGGGUUAUUUUUGACUUGGAAGGUGGCGCAACCAACGAUGUUCCUAUGAAUGCCACGGCCUAUGUGCACCGUGACGCUGUCAUGUGGAUGCAAUCCUAUGCUGUUGUCGGCUUUGAGCCUCCUGCAUUCAUUCCCAGGAGGUUCCUCGAUCGCUUGCAUCAAGUUGUGAUUCAACAUCGACCACCUGGGCCUUUACGUUCCUAUCCGGGAUAUGUUGAUCCUUAUCUUGAAAAUGGUCAGGUGGCCUACUGGGGAUCGAAUCUUGGGCGGCUCCAAAGUAUCAAGACUCUUGUUGAUACGAAAGAUGUCUUCCACAAUCCGCAGAGUGUGGCUGUUAACCCCAUUAUCAAUUCUCACAAUUAA